This is a messenger RNA of Psylliodes chrysocephalus, 3810 nucleotides long. Lineage: Eukaryota; Metazoa; Arthropoda; Insecta; Coleoptera; Chrysomelidae. The record is from the annotation of a GenBank genome assembly.
AUGAGUGACAGUGCCGAUAAGAAACACUGUGUAUUUUGUGCACAAGAUGCAAUAAGUAAUAAGUUAAUAAAAUUUACGCCAGAAAUAUUAAAAAAAUGUUUAGUGGUUAUGGAGUUUCGUAGAACCAAACCGGCCCGAAGAAAAUCACGUAGUAAUUACAGUGACGUACAUUUAUCAAGUGAAAAAUCCUUAAACGAUUAUUAUCAUGCUCAGUGUUAUAAAUUAUAUACUGCGGUUGCUGGUACAUCAACGGAUGAUUCAGUCUCUGGUUUUUCUCAAGCAACUCAGGAUGCUGAUAUACAAACAGACAAAGACAAUAUUGCAGAGAAAGCUGAUUUCGAGGAUUCGAAUGAUUACAUUGGUCUAGAUAACGACAGUAAUAAGGCAAAUUUGUCGCCCAAGAUAUGUUUUAUUUGCGAAAAAUCACGUAAACGACUUAAGGGACGAGAAGUACCUAUAGCUGUCAACAGGAAAACAACAAUUGACACUUUAAAAAGCGCAGCUACUGAAUUCUACGACGUGGAUAUGUUAGAGAAAAUUAGUUCCUAUGCUAAUGACUCUGAAAUAUGUUAUCAUAAGUGCUGUAAAGAUAAGUAUCUGCGAGAUCUGACUGCGGUAGAAGAAAGUGACUAUAUAAAAAGUAAAAAAGUACGAAAUUUAGCCUAUUCUUCAUUAUGUGAAAUGUUAGAAGAGUAUGUCAUUAAAAACAAAGAAUGUCUAUUUUACGAGAAGGUUAAGAGUGAAUACCUUAGGUUAUUAACUGAACAAGCUGAGCUAGUAUCCAAUUCUAUUCGAAUUUCGUCAUUUUCGGAACGUCACUUGGAUAGGACUUUUGAUAAGAAAAUAAAAAUUAUAUAUGCUGAGAAAAAAAAUUUUUUAGCGUCAUUUUCUGCUAAUUUUGUUGAGCACAAAGAAUUAUUCGAGAGUAUGACUUUGAAAGAAACGAUUCGUACUGUAGCAUUGCGAUUACGGGAAGAAGCAAUUGAUUGUGUAAGAACACCAUUGCCCGAUGACUGUACAGCUGAAGAUUUAAUUCAAGUCAACAGUGAUUUUGUAUGUCCUGAAGACAUUAAACGUCGUCCAGAUUUAAAUACCGGUGUAGCUUUUGAUAAUUAUGAUCGUUUCAUUGAAACUUUAAAUGGUAAGGAUACACUUCAUGGAAUAAUUUUUCAAGAUAGAGUUCAGGAUGAGCAUGGAAUUCCUCCAACUGGAAAUGAUAUACAAGAUUUUAAUCCAAUUCAGAUUGAUAACUACUCUGAUGCAAGUUUACCUAGUGAAGAAUCAUCAACAUCAAAUGGAAAAUCUACACCUACUGAAGAAUCGACUCUUGAAGAAUCUACAUAUGAAGAAUCUACGCUUGAAGAACAAUCUAUAUCUAGUAAAAAAGAAAACGUGGCGACAAGGAAUCAUCUCGAUAUUUUAGCAUUAAAUAAAGCUCCAAUAAAUUUGCAAGAGGUAAAACAAUUAGAUAUUGCGUGGAAGAUGUCACAUAUAACUAAAAUAACUGAUACUCCAAUGUGGGUCGGUUAUCAUAGUAAAAUAAUUAUUGAUAACUCACCGGUUCAAAUUGUUUCUUAUCUUACUCCAAUAAAUGACACACCGACAAACCAUUCAACAGUUUUGAAAACACUUGAGCAGAGUCAAAAGGUAGCCCAAGAAUGUCAAGCUCCAUACAUCCAGGUUACGUAUGACUUAGCCAUAGCAAGAAUAAGUUAUUGUAUACAAGCUCAAGAAUCACCUAAAUUUGACAACGUUUUUAUUCACAUGGGAGCUUUUCAUAUUGAAAUGACUUUCUUUAAAGCAGUUGGAACAUUUAUCGAAGAGUGUGGCCUAACUAAUAUUAUGAUUGAUUGUGAUUUAAUUGCCGAUGGUUCAGUUGCUGGUUUCAUUGCCGGAAAAAAUUACAAUCGGUGUAAACGGUUGCACUCUUUAGUAUCUUUAUCACUUCAGCAACUUCAUUUUGAAACAUAUUUAGAAAAUAAGAAUGUGACAAUAAACGACUCAGUGACAGAAUUUUUAAAAGAAUUUAUGGAGCAUAAAGAUAUCUCUCCUCGGAUUGUGCAUAGUGAAACCGAAAAAAUUAUAACAGAUUAUGAUCAAUACACGACAGAUACGUUGGAAGGGAAACAUGGAAAGACAGCUCAAUUUUACGCUAUGUACAUAGAUUUAAUAAACCUUUAUCAUAUAUUUAUUAAAAGUAUUAGAGUUGGAGACUUGGAUUUAUACUGUUAUGCACUCGGAAAAAUCGUACCAUUAUUUUUUAUGUACAAUCAGCCCAACUAUAGUCGGUGGUUAGUUUACUAUUUAAACCAACUACAGCAUAUAAAUUACACCCAUCCAGGUCUUCGAGCUGAUGUAUCGAGGGGUUCUUUUGGUAUUCGGAGAACAAUAAAGCCUUUUUCUCGAAUUCCGGUAGAUUUAACUUUAGAACAAACAAUCAAUGGAGAUGCAGCACGUCGGCUAACAGGUAUCACGAAUUUAACUAGUUCAAUCUCUGCCCGACAACGGUGGGCGAGGAAUCACGGUGCUCGCAUUAGAAUCAUUUCUCAUGUUUUAACUCGUGCUGGCUUAAACAAGAAUCUUCAAGAUGUUGCAUCCGACUUGAAACCGGAUCGAAUGAAAAAAAAUCGUGAGCUGAUGGAAAAUUUCUUGCAAAGUAUCAAACAAACCGCCAAUCCAUUUUCUUAUUCAUUUGAUCAAGAUCAGUUGUACAAUAUUUCAACUGGAAAAGCUUCCACUCCAGAAAUUGCCGCAAGUCUAUCAUUAGAAACUAAACUAGAACCAGACCUCGACAAAGUACUUUGUUUUCCUAUAACUCCUGUCCCGUUAUCAUUAUGCCAUAUAGAUGGUUCUAUCAAUAAGACUGUUAAGUCUGUACUCCUUCAGGAAUUAGAAAAAACGGUUGAAGAAGUGGAACAACCACCAGAUCAAUUGGAUUAUUUUGUGGUAGAUGGUUUCUUCUUUUUGAAUACUUUUAAGCAAGUGCCGCGUAGUUUUGGAGAUUUGUCAAAAAAAAUUCUUCAUAGUCUUGUUAAUUACCCUGCUAGCCACGUGGCUAUUAUAUUUGACCGAUAUUUUACCCCCUCAAUUAAAGGUUAUGAGCAUACUCUUCGGGGUUAUACAGAGGACAAACAUGUUUAUAUCUCAGGUCCACAACAAAAGAGAACUGCUGAUUUUGCAAAAGAGCUAAAAAAUAUCAAGUUUAAAGAAGCUUUUGUGAAAUUUCUGAUAGAACAUUGGACUGACCGUGAGAUGGCUACGAUUAUAGGUAACAAGACAAUAUAUCUCGAUCACGAUUUAUGUUAUGUGUAUACUGCUACUAAUAAUGAAGUGACGCGAACAGUUAAUUACGAUUUAUCUUGCCAAGACCACGAAGAAGCGGAUACAAAAAUUGUAUUUUUCACAUGUCAACUUAAAGAAGAUUCUACAGUUACUAUAAGAACUUCUGAUACAGAUAUUGUUGUAAUUAUGUUGAGUAAUAUGGAACAUUUGCAAGCACAAUUAAAAAUAUGGAUUGAUCUCGGAGUAGGUAAUGCACGUCGAAAUGUCAACAUUUCUGCUCUUUUUUCUAAGUUAGGCUUACCAGUUUCUCAAGCAUUACCAGCGUUGCAUGCGCUAACAGGAUGUGACUAUAAUCCUGCUUUUUAUAGACGAGGUAAAAAAAAACCUUUUGAUAUUAUGAUGAAAUCAGAAGUUUUUCAAAAGGCGUUCGCUGAUUUAGGAUCAGAGACUUACAACAUUGAGGCAUCGUUGGUAACAAUGGAAUCUUUUAUUUGUCAUUUAUACGGCUUAAAAAACUAUCAAGUGUGA